UCUUCCCCUAAACGCCUGCAUUUCUGGCCAGCGCCACCAGCCCCAGCGGGCUCCCGGGGCUUUCCGCGCACGCCGUUGGGCCCGCCCUUCCCUGCGCACGGAGACUCCAGCGCGUCGGGGACGCGGAGAGCGCCAGGCCGGGAGCAGCCCCUGGACAGCGCACGCACCAUGGCUGCGCUCUCCUGGCUGGCGGCCGCGCCGCUGCUGCUGCUGGACUGGCUGCUGCUGCGCCCCGGGCUGCCGGGGAUCUUCGCCCUGCUGGUCCCGGAGGCGCCGCUGCUCCGCGUCUGGGCGGUGGGACUGAGCCGCUGGGCCGUCCUGGGGAUAGGGGUCCGUGGGGUCCUCAGGGUCACCGAGGGAGCGCAUGGCUGGCUGGCAGCUUUGCAGCCGCUGGCGGCGGCGCUGGGUUUGGCCCAGCCUGGACUUGCCUUGUUCCGAGAGCUGGCCGCCUGGGCAGGACUCCGCGGGGGUGACAGCGCCGGACCCCUGCACUGGAGCAGCCGCCCCGACGUCUUCGCUCUCGUCUAUGCGGCGGCAUUGCCCGCAGCCGCCCUGUGGCACAAGCUCGAGGGCCUCUGGGCGCCCGGAGGCCACGGGGGCGCCGGAGACAUGGUGUGUCGGCUGCUGGGCUUCCUGGGCUCCGAGAAGCGGCGGCUCCACCUGGUUCUGAUUCUCUUGGUCCUCUCCUGCCUUGGGGAAAUGGCCAUCCCCUUCUUCACCGGUCGAAUCACUGACUGGAUUCUCCAGGAUAAGGCAGCUCCCAGCUUCACCCGUAACAUAUGGCUCAUGUCCAUCCUCACCAUAGCCAGCACGCUGCUGGAGUUUGCCGGCGAUGGCGCCUACAGCACCGCCAUGGGCUCCAUGCACAGCCGCGUGCACGGGGAGGUCUUUCAGGCCGUCCUGCGCCAGGAGACGGGGUUCUUCCUGCAGAACUCAGCAGGGUCCAUCACGUCUCGGGUGACAGACGACACAUCCAAGGUGUGUGAAUCCAUCAGCGAGAAGCUGAACCUGCUGCUGUGGUACCUGGGGCGAGGCCUGUGUCUCCUGGCGUUCAUGUGUUGGGGGUCACUGCACCUCACUGUGAUCACCCUGGUCACUCUGCCCCUGCUUUUCCUCCUGCCUAGGAAGCUGGGGAAAGUGUACCAGUCUCUGGCAGCGAAGGUGCAGGAGUCUCUUGCAGAGUCCACGCAGGUGGCCAUCGAGGCCCUGUCAGCGAUGCCUACCGUCCGGAGCUUUGCCAACGAGGACGGAGAGGCCCAGAAGUUCAGGCAGAAGUUGGAGGAAAUGAAGACGUUGAACAAGAAAGAGGCCUUGGCUUAUGUAGCUGAAGUCUGGACCACGAGUAUCUCGGGAAUGCUGCUGAAGGUGGGAAUUCUGUACGUCGGCGGGCAGCUGGUGAUCAGAGGGGCUGUGAGCAGCGGGAACCUCGUGUCCUUUGUUCUGUACCAGCUUCAGUUCACGAGGGCUGUUGAGGUCCUGCUCUCCGUGUAUCCCUCGAUGCAGAAGGCCGUGGGCUCCUCAGAGAAAAUAUUCGAAUACCUGGACCGGACCCCUUGCUCUCCACCCAGUGGCUUGUUGGCACCCUUAAACAUGGAAGGCCUUGUUGAGUUCCAAGAUGUCUCCUUCGCCUACCCAAACCGUCCCGAGGACCCAGUGCUUCGGGGUGUGACGUUCACGCUGCAUCCGGGGAAGGUGACCGCCCUGGUGGGCCCCAACGGGUCGGGGAAGAGCACGGUGGCCGCCCUGCUGCAGAACCUGUUCCAGCCCACCGGGGGCCGGGUGCUGCUGGACGGCCAGCCCCUGGCCCGGUAUGAGCACCGCUACCUGCACCAACAGGUGGCCUCAGUGGCACAAGAGCCGCUGCUCUUUGGAAGAAGUUUCCGGGAAAAUAUCGCCUAUGGCCUGACCUGGAAUCCAACCACGGAGGACAUCACCGCUGUGGCCAUGGAGUCUGGCGCCCACGAUUUCAUCUCUAGGCUCCCUCAGGGCUAUGACACAGAGGUUGGGGAGACUGGGAACCAGCUGUCAGGAGGUCAGCGGCAGGCAGUGGCCUUGGCCCGAGCCUUGAUCCGGAAGCCACGCCUGCUCAUCUUGGACGACGCCACCAGCGCCCUGGAUGCUGACAACCAGCUGCGGGUGCGGAGGCUCCUGUACGAGAGCCCACAGCGGGCUUCCCGAGCCGUACUUCUCAUCACCCAGCAGCUCGGCCUGGCAGAGCGGGCCGACCACAUCCUCUUUCUCAAAGAAGGCGCUGUCUGCGAGCAGGGCACACAUCUGCAGCUCAUGGAGCUCGGAGGCUGCUACCGCGCCAUGGUGGAGGCUCCCGAGGCUCCUUCAGACUGAUGGGCCUGUGGACCUGCGCACGGCCCUCCUCCGCUCUCCCCUGCUCGUGCUCUGUGUGAUCCUGGGAGCAAAGCGAUUACACAGCCAUUAUCGCGACAGUUGAGAAGCAGAGGUGUUUGCUACAGGAUGAAAUGUAGCCCUACUGGAUGGCCGGAAUUUACCGUGGAGGUUACCCUCCACACACACAAAUCGCCCCUCAUUGAGACUGGGUUUCAGGUACCCCGGGCUGACCUUGAACCCCCGAUUCUCCUGCCUCCACCCUCCCGUGCCCUGCUGCUGUGACAGCAUGCACCCACAAACCUGGUCUAUGUGGUGUUGGGGAUGGAGUGAGUGAGCAGAAACUCGGCCCAAAAUGUGCAGGGAGAAAGGACCGGCAGCUUGCAAUUAGCCAAAGGCAUAGGCUGGCCUAUGGAUGUCCCCUGGACACUUGAUAUUUAUAAUAAAACUGGUGUUUUGUACUGUG
Molecule: messenger RNA, 2806 nt
Organism: Meriones unguiculatus (Mongolian gerbil)
Lineage: Eukaryota; Metazoa; Chordata; Mammalia; Rodentia; Muridae
Gene: Tap1
Product: transporter 1, ATP binding cassette subfamily B member
Exons: 11
Coding region: 169-2343 (724 amino acids)
Biological process (GO): transmembrane transport; peptide transport
Cellular component (GO): membrane
Molecular function (GO): ABC-type oligopeptide transporter activity; ATP hydrolysis activity; ATP binding
Source: RefSeq, a predicted model, not a curated record